AUGUCCGAAUCCACACCUCACUUUGAUACCCUUGAGCAUCUUCCCCAGCUUGUCACAUAUCCCGCCAUCUCAGAGGAUGACAAGAUCUCUGCCCUUCGCCUCAUCGCCGAUAGUGUGGCCCAGCAACGCCAAAUUGCUGCAAAAUCCCUGAUAUCACAUCCACUCUGCAUCACUGCACUAGUCCUUCUUAUAUCCCUGGCCGGAAAAUAUCAGUCCCAUGGAAAAUCACUGGGCGACCUGGCGUUUGUAGGCACUACCGGCGCAGGAUGCAUAAUGAUCUUGCUCGUGCUUGUGCAAUGGGUGACCAGCGCGUACCUCGAAGAGGCGUCACGCGUUGGAACCUGGAAAUGGCUGAAAAGCGAGGCCAAGGACCCUUCUACCCCAGUCAGCCCACUCACAGAUGAUGUCUUCCUCGUUACUAAAUACGGCGAUGAAAUUAUUGGCACGAUUCUUCUACGAAUACCAUCCUCGCCGAAGUCGAAGGCAGAGACACAGGGAGAACAGUCAGUAUUGGUGCGCGCAUGGACCGUAGGACGCCGCUAUCGCCAGAAGGGCAUUGGAACCGGGCUGUUGGAGGAGGCGUUUUCCUACCUACAAGCCAGAAGCCUGCAUGAUCUAGAUGUCAGAUUCGAUAGAUCCCACGCAAAUUCGUUCCGAGUACUACCAGGAAUGUUUAAUCGGCCCUUCGACAAGAGAGAAAAUUGGGCAAGACGGAAGUUGGAGGGUGUCAGAAAAAUACAAAACGUCAUGGUGAAGAAGUAA
Coccidioides posadasii C735 delta SOWgp is the source of this 762-nucleotide messenger RNA. RefSeq lists its product as uncharacterized. Gene Ontology annotation, molecular function: acyltransferase activity, transferring groups other than amino-acyl groups. Lineage: Eukaryota; Fungi; Ascomycota; Eurotiomycetes; Onygenales; Onygenaceae. The record is from RefSeq and is a predicted model, not a curated record.